GCUUUUUUCAUUGCGAUCGUACUGACAAGCAGCUGCAAGCUGGCCUUGCAAGGUCUCUACUGUGACGAUCACGCUAAUACAUGCCGGUGCGAUGAACCAAGUCGACUCCGAAAAUACCAAUCGCCAUGGCAGAGAAGAACCUCUGACUGGUCAUGAAUUAAGAGAUAUCAAGGAUGCAGCUGAUCUCUAUCAGUCUGGUUCAUUCAAGCUUCAGAUUGAUGCACUCCUUCCUAAUGUCCGACCUAAAGAGUCUGGUCGACAGCAGCUCGAUCACUUUCUUUUUGCUCUGCGCGCCCACUGCAUCUCUAUUCCUUCUAUUGCACCUCUGAGUCCUUUGGCAGCUAUGAAAGUCCUUGCUAAGCAAGGUGUCGCAGUUCCAUCUGUGUUCCCUCUCCCGGCUCCAGAUGUCAAGUGGAAGGUUGCAUUCGAGCCUCCAAGGGAAAUCUGUGUUGUUGGAAGUUGGGGAAACGGAAUCGCGGUGAAAAAGCAGAUUGGCAGUCGGUUUAGCGUUGACCUGUCUAUGGAGAUGCCCGAGGCUCUUUUUCAAGAGAAAGAUUAUCUCGAUGGGCGCUUCUUCCACAAGAAGUCCUAUUACCUCGCUAUUUUAGCCCAAUCUAUUUCAACCGCUUUUGACGUGGACACCUUUUACUCAUCUGCGCUUGGAGACCCUCGCCUCACCACGUUGGUUCUUAGGUCACGGAAUGGGAGUGCAUCUUAUGAUUUUUCCAAAAGUCAUACUGAAGUUCAUGUUAUCCCUGUCCUUUCGUCAUCGAGUCCGUUAUCACCGUCAAGGCUCUUCCCCUCACAUUCGAAUGUCCGCGUACCUUCGUCCUCGUCUCCACCAAAUUUUCCUACUCCAAUCUACAACAACACCAUCCUUCUUUCCACAUGUGCAAAAGAAGCGCUCAUGUCCACUCAUGAACUCAAAAAUGCACUGCCAGCCUUUCAUGAUGCUUAUACCCUUUUAAGAGUGUGGGCUAACCAGCGAGGUUAUGGCGAUGGUGAAUUAUGUGUGAGAGGCUUUGAGAGAAAAGGCUCGUUUUGGGCCGGGCUACUGCGCUAUUUGAGUUUGGGCGAUGAACUUGUUGGCACGAAGAGCGGGAUCGCAAAAUUGAGGAAGCCGCUUGGAAAGGGAUUAAGCUCUUAUCAAUUGUUCAAAGCUGCGCUUGAUUUUCUUGCAAAGCACAAGUUCGGGGAGACUCCGGUGUUCACAAAGACGACUAAUGGACACAGGUGCCCUCCAGAGGAGUACAUUACCCACCACCCAGCCAUAUUCGUAGAUGCAACAUCUACUAUCAACUUUUUGUCUGAUGUUCCUCUUACCUCACUUGACUUGCUAAGUCACGAUGCUAAGGAGACACUAGAGCAAUUGAGCAACCCUGGCGCAUCGUCUGACACGUUUGCUGACUGUUUCCUGAAAAGUCGGUUUAAAAUCUCCUCUCGCUUUGAUGCGGUGAUCAGAGUGAAUUUGUCGCAAGCUUCUCGAAACCAGUCUACUUCAACUGUCAUAGAACAUGGGUCUUCUGAUGCAGCCCUUCUGGCCUCUAUUUCAUCCCUCCUGCGCCGAGGUCUUGGCAAUCGCACCCAAGCGAUAGCCAUCCUUCAACCUGUUACCCCUUACCGCCCCAUGUCCUCCGCAGAAAGCCCCAGCACGUCCAUAAUUCACAUCGGGCUUAUCUAUGAUCCUGCCCAUGCUUUCCGUCUUGUUGACCAUGGACCUUCUGCGGAAGACCAAGACUCAAAUGUUGCAAAGGAGUUCCGGUAUCUAUGGGGCAGUCGUGCUGAGCUUCGUCGAUUCAAGGACGGUCGUAUUACGGAGAGUGUGGUUUGGGAGGUUACGACGUCCGAUGAGCGUGCACAUAUACCGGUUUCUAUCGUCCGACAUUUGCUGCAACUCCAUUUUGGCCUUUCUGCUAAAUAUGCGAGAACGUUGCAGACACCAUUCGACAACAUACUCCAAUUGCCGGAUGAUGUUCGUCGUCUACAUCGGGCUACAGGUGGGUGUAAGGCUGCAUUAAUAGCAUUCGAUGGUGUCGUCAGGAGCCUGAAAGCACUGGACGAGCAGCUACCACUGGCACUGCUGAACGUCAGCCCCAUAUCUGAAUACCUGCGGUAUACCUCAACAUUUGCUCCACUACCAAUCCCUGCCUCGAUUUCAGCAGAAUUACCGGAGUCCCUACGUUUUCUCCCCACCAUCCCCAUCAUCCUCGAAUUCGAGAAAUCAUCCAAGUGGCCGGAUGACUUAAAAGCGAUUCAGAAAAUCAAGCUCGCUUUCUUUGAAACUAUCGCCCAAUCACUUAUGUCUUCAAACCCCGGACUCAAGGCGUCAAUUGCUACCGGCGGUAGCUCAAAUCCAUUCCAAGGAUACGCUGCGCUAGAAAUAUUCACUGCUGAAGGCUGGUCAUUCUCUGCGUUCAUUUGGCACGAUCGAGAGGCAACUUUGCUUGAUCGAAUCAUUGACCCCGGCAAGAUGUUUGUCAGUCCCAGCGACCAAAAAUAUAACGCGCAGGAACAACGCGAAGCCAAGGUCGCCCAGGAACUUUACACGCGGCGAUUUAUCCAUGCCCCACGACACCAUCGUGCCAUCGUCAAUCUUUGCCACAAGUACAGCGCAUACUCCGGCACCGUCCGCCUUGUCAAGCGCUGGCUUGCUGCACAUUGGCUUUUGCAAACCCACGUCUCAGAGGAGGCUAUUGAAAUCAUUUGUGCACUACCAUUUGUUGGUGGAAAGCAGACAUCGACAGAGAGCGCUGCUGCUGUACCUCAUAGUAAAGAACGUGGUUUCUCCCUCGUCUUAGAAUUCUUAACAGAUUGGGAUUGGAAGGAGCCACUUUGUCUUACAUUGUAUGAGGAUGAUCCCUCGGCAACGGCACCUGAAAUGUGGACGUCAAAUGGCCCGGAUGCAAUUGCUGUCCACCGUCUUCGCGCAUUUGCUAGGGAGGCCAGCAAAGCACUUCGUAACGCAGAGACGGAAUUGGAUAUCAAGAGCCUCUUCUUACAUUCCACCGAUGACUACGAUAUUGUUAUCCAAUUAAACCCUACAGUUUUACCAAGGUACCACCAAAACAUCAAUGCGGAAUCGAGUGUUUGGACUAGAGACGCUCAUUUGGGCAUAACGGAGUCGACGCCUCGCCCAGGAUUUGAUCCUCUUCCCCUGUUUCUCGCCGAUCUGCAGAGCACGUACGCAGAUACACUAAAAUUCUUUGCUGAUUCCUUUGGAGGUGAUCGCAUUGGAGCAAUUUGGCUUCCGAGUUUGGGAGCACCCCGUCCCUUCCGUGCACUAGCAGGUUUUUCGAGCAAGCCAUUAGCCAAGGAGGAUAAAGCGAAGGACAAGGAUCUUGUCAUGUUAAAUCGGCAGGCUGUUCUGGACGAGAUAGGUCGAUUAGGAACAGGUUUGGUCCAAAAAAUCAUCGUACAUGAACCCAUGUAGUCGUAUGCACGCAUCAUCUACAACCAAUUUAGCGGAAACGACAAUGCUACAAUAUCACAGGCUCAAAACUUGAAAACCAGAGGGAGCGUGGUCCUUUGCGUUGAAUCGAGUGUCUGCCUCAUUUGCAUAUUCCGCUCGCGGUGUGAUGCUACAUUUAAAUGGCUUAUACUCACUCAAUGCAUUUGCUUUUCAGGUUAUCCUCUAUGCGAGUUUAUAUCCAGCACGCUAGUAAUUGGUGCAUAGUACGGCCCAGGCAUCGGGUAGUGUAACCCUUUAGAAGUACUCGUCUAGCCGUUAACUAGGCUAGCAUCUCAUUGCCUUUAAACUUCCUCGCCAGUCAUUGUUGCUGAUUUUCACCUGCC
Suillus plorans is the source of this 3792-nucleotide messenger RNA. Its product is annotated as Nrap protein. Lineage: Eukaryota; Fungi; Basidiomycota; Agaricomycetes; Boletales; Suillaceae. Gene Ontology annotation, biological process: rRNA processing; tRNA export from nucleus. The coding region runs from base 92 to 3430 and encodes 1112 amino acids. Gene Ontology annotation, cellular component: CURI complex; small-subunit processome; UTP-C complex. The transcript is spliced from 12 exons. The record is from RefSeq and is a predicted model, not a curated record.